CUCAAAAGUUGAAAAAGAAAAGCUUACUCUCUCUCCCAUGGUGGAUUAUGGGGUCCUUUUGUUAGCUGAAUCCACAGACUUCAACAUUGAUCUUCCAUUUCCAUUUCCUUCGUCUCUUUUCUCUCUACUCUGAACUUUUGUCAGUUCUUUCCUCCUUUUCCUUUGUUAUCAUCUCCAUUGAACAGUUCUUCACUCUCCAAACCUCCACCCAUAAGCUUCUUCAGAGCUAUGAUCGAUAAUGUCGCUUUUCUUUAAAGACGCGGAUCCAGUGUUUCAAGGCGCGGGGAUCAAACCUGGGCUGGAAAUCUGGUGUAUUGAGAAUCUUCAAGUAGUUUCUGUUCCAAAAGCUUCACAUGGAAAGUUUUACUCUGGAAGUGCUUACAUAGUUUUGAACACAACUGUGCCGAAAUCUGGAAUUCCCGAGCAUGACGUGCAUUACUGGGUGGGAGAAAAGGCAAACAAGGUUGAUUCAGCUUUGGCAUCAGACAAAGCACUGGAAUUAGAUGCAGCUCUAGGUUCUUGUACUGUACAAUACAGGGAAGUCGGAGGGCAAGAAACGGAGAAAUUUUUGUCAUACUUUAAACCAUGUAUUAUACCUUUAGAAGGAGUAUACUGCUCACAGCUUCAGCACCCCAAAGAUAAAACAUACCAAAUCAGACUUCUGACCUGCAAGGGCGACCGUGCGGUUCAUGUUAAGGAAGUUCCAUUUUCUCGAUCAUCAUUAAACCACAAUGAUGUGUUCAUCCUUGACACUGCAUCAAAAGUUUUUCUCUUUAGUGGAUGCUACUCUAGCAUACAAGAAAGGGCUAAAGCGUUGGAUGUUGCUCAGUACAUUAAAGAGAAUAAUCAUAGUGGAAGCUGCGACUUAGUAACUAUAGAUGAUGGAAAAUUUGUGGGUGAUUCUGAUGUUGGUGAGUUCUGGAGCUUUUUUGGUGGUUAUGCUCCCAUUCCUCGUGAUGUGCCCUCUGAUCAGACACCAUCUGAUUCUUCAAUUAAAUUAUUUUGGAUAAACACCCAAGGGAAAUUGUAUCCGAAAGGAUAUGGUGCUUUGAACAAAGAGAUGCUUGAGACAGACAAAUGCUAUAUGCUAGAUUGUGAUUCACAGUUAUUUGUUUGGAUGGGGAAACAUACCUCAGUUACGGAACGCAAGACUUCAAUAUCAGCUGUAGAAGAUUUUGUUAGAAAGCAGGACAGAUCAACUCGGACCCACUUAACUUUCCUAACUGAAGGCUUAGAAACUGCUACAUUUAAGGUCUGUUUUGAUGAUUGGCCCAACAUCGUGGAACCAAAACUAUACGAGGAAGGCCGAGGAAAAGUAGCAGCAAUUUUCAAGCAACAUGGCUAUGAUGUGAAGGAGCUUCCUGAACAAGACUUCAAACCAUGCAUAAACUUGCAAGGCAGGAUUAAAGUUUGGCGGGUAGAUGGUGAUAGUAUCACCCUUCUUACAGAGGUAGAACAGAAAAAACUCUUCACUGGGGAUUGCUAUAUAGUACAAUAUACAUAUCCUGGAAGUGGCAGGGAUGAGAAUAUAAUUUAUUCCUGGCUUGGUCGCAGGAGCGUCAUGGAGGACAGAAGAGAAGCCAUAUCCCAUUUGAACACCAUUGUCAAUUUGACCAAAGGGGAUUCAGUUGUGGCUCAAGUAAUUCAGAAUAAGGAGCCAGAUCUAUUUUUCUAUAUUUUCCAGAUAUUAAUUAUUUUUAAGGGAGGCAAGAGUACACAAUACAAAAGGCAUCUAGAAGAUGAAAAUAUUAAUGAUGAUACGUAUGAUGAAAGCAAGAAUGCACUUUUCCGAAUUCAAGGGACGGGGCUGGAUAAUAUGCAGGCAAUCCAAGUUGAUCUAGUGUCAGGUUCCCUAAAUUCAUCCUACUGUUAUAUUCUCCAAACUGGAAAAUGCAUUUUCACUUGGAUUGGCAGUCUCUCUUCAACCAGAGACCAUGAAAUUCUAGACAGGAUGGUGGAAAUGAUAAAUCCAACAUGGCAACCUGUAUCAAUCAGGGAAGGGAGUGAGCCUGAUUUAUUCUGGGAAGUACUUGACGGAAAGUCAGAGUAUCAAAAGGGAAAGGAGGCCAAAGGGCCCAUUGAAGAUCCACAUUUAUUUGUCUUGAACAUCAGUGAAGGUGAUUUCAAGGUGAAGGAGGUUUACAAUUUUACCCAAGAUGAUCUAACUACUGAAGAUGUUUUGGUUCUUAAUUGCCACAAUGAGAUUUAUGUUUGGCUGGGAUGCCACGCAAAUGUUGGGGGGAAGGAACAAGCACUCGAUCUUGCCCAUAAAUUCUUAGAGAAAGAUGUUUUGGAUGAAGAAAUUUCUCUUGAGACUCCCAUAUAUGUUGUCACUGAGGGUCACGAGCCACCACUUUUCACCCAGUUCUUUGAGUGGGAUUUCUCAAAAGCAAAUAUGCAUGGUAAUUCCUUUGAGAGAAAGCUCGCUGUUUUGAAAGGAAAAGUACAUAAUCUCGACUCACCUGUAAGAAAAUCAUGGAAAGCACUCUCAAGGGAAACUACUCCAGAUGGAUCAAGACGCACCUCAUUAAGUCCCUUUCAGCACGAAAGAAAUCUGUCUCCUGCAUUCACAGGCUCAGGGCCACGUUUAAAGUCUCCGAACAGAGAUGUUUUUUCCACUCCAACGCAAGCUGUUAGAAAGCUCGAUUUGACAUCUUCUCCUCAAAAUGCUGGUUCCCCGACCACAACAUCAUUAUCACAUUCACCUAUUUCUAGUAAAAGUAGCGAUAUCUUACUGAAUAAUGGAGAAGUGGCUGCUGAAAACCUACCAAUAUACCCAUAUGAACGUCUGACCGUGGUAUCUAAAGAUCCAAUUGGAGGCAUAGAUGUGACCAAACGAGAGGCAUAUUUAAGCAUAGAAGAGUUUGAAGAGAAAUUUGGGAUGGAAAAAACAACAUUUUACAAGCUUCCAAAGUGGAAACAAAACAAGCUCAAGAUGACCCUUCAUCUUUUCUGAUAGAAACUUGACGUGAUAACUCUCUCAUCAUAUAUCCUUUUACCCUUCAUCAUGGGUAGAUUUUCAUCUUACUUCUAAUCUACGUAUUUCCUUCUCAUUUAUAUUGCUUUAAACCUUUUCCACUCAUGAUGCUGCUGAUUUUAGUACUUCACCUAAUUUUCACGCUUGAAUUGAUUUGUACUCUACUUGAGAAAACAAAAAAAAUGUAAAAGAAAAGAAAAGAAAAGAAAUGAUGUUGGAUAAUUAUUUCGUUUUUUUCCCCUUUUGUAUUACUUAUCACACAUUUGAAACUAAGAAUUAGAUGUUUGUAAAAAUCAUAUCUACGAAAUCCAUCCGUUUGAUUUUUUGGUGCUUGGUUGAAUUAA
Cucumis melo (muskmelon) is the source of this 3321-nucleotide messenger RNA. RefSeq names its product villin-1. The transcript is spliced from 22 exons. The coding region runs from base 239 to 2956 and encodes 905 amino acids. NCBI's taxonomy places the organism in Eukaryota, Viridiplantae, Streptophyta, Magnoliopsida, Cucurbitales, Cucurbitaceae. Gene Ontology annotation, molecular function: actin filament binding. The record is from RefSeq and is a predicted model, not a curated record. Gene Ontology annotation, biological process: cytoskeleton organization.